Messenger RNA from Macrosiphum euphorbiae (potato aphid), 537 nucleotides. Lineage: Eukaryota; Metazoa; Arthropoda; Insecta; Hemiptera; Aphididae. The record is from the annotation of a GenBank genome assembly.
AUGGCAAAAGCUAUUUAUAGCUUGAAAAUAUAUUUAUUUCGUGAACAGUUUCGAUUAACACGAUUAACACCCAAAGAAGAAAGUGCCUUAAGAAGUAUUUGCAUUUUUAUUGUACGGUUAUAUAUAAAAGUAUGGUUUAAUUCACCAUCUUCAAUCAAAACUCCUUUACAAGGCUUGACUUUUAUGAAAAAUCUUUUACAAUAUGCCUCUAUAGAUAAUUUAGAUAAAGAUCUAUCUCAGAUAGCAGUUAAAAAGUUUUGUGGUCACUUAUGGUAUUUAUCGGCGGAAUUAUGCGCAUUUGAUUUUUUCGAUGAGGCUGUGCCACUGGAGACUAAAAGAAAAAUGAUUCAUGCUCUAAACAACGACGAAUGUUUAUCAGAAUUAAAUUCAAAUGCACAACGUUUAAUUAUAUUUGCAAAAAAUGCAAACGAGUUAUUAGAAAAGGAAAUUGAUGAUUUUAUAUGUGUCAACACUAAAAAUCUUUUUAAACGAUUUGCCAUCAAUACCACUUUUUUGAAUGAAAACCCUUUAAUGUAG